AUGCAUUUAUUACCAGCUUAUAGACAUCUGUCUGAGACACAAGAAGAGAUGAUAUGGGAGCUUGGUACAUUGAAUCUUGGGCCAGUGAAAGCCUUUAAUAUAAUGAGAAAAAGAUACGGAGGGUUUGAAAAUGUAGGCGCAACUAAAGACGAUUGCAAGAAUUUUAGAGCUAGGAUACAUAGCUAUAUCGGACAGUAUGAUGCAGAUAUGGUUAUCAAUAGGUAUAAAAUGGUUUUUGUACCUUUUACUGGUAUUGAUAAUCACUGUCGGAAUGUGACGCUUGGAGCCGGGUUGUUAGCAUCCGAAAGCAUUGAAUCAUACAAGUGGCUUUUACAGUCAUUUUUGAACUCAUUUGAUUCGAUUACGCCAGAAAUGUCUGAGAGAGACUGGAAGCUGAUAAUGAUUGAUUUCGGUCUAACUGAGAAUAAGUGGAUUGAUGAUAUGUUUGGCAUGAGAUCUUCGUGGAUCCCAGCGUUCUAUCGUCAUGAGCCUAUGUCUGGGCUUAUGCGGACCACUUCUAGAUCAGAGAGCGAAAACCAUUUUUUCUGUCAAGUGGCGAAUUCUCAACUUACCCUUGUUGAGUUCUUUAACCAUUUUGAUGGUGCAAUGGACAUUCAAAGAUUCAACCAUCGGAAGAAUGACCAUAUAUCUAGAAAUACAAUCCCAGAUAAAUUUUCUGAAUCUACUCUAGAGGAUGAUGCUAUGAAAAUUUACACCAGGUCAAUUUUUGCUGAUCAACCGGAAGAGUUACAAGGAACACUGUCCGAGUGCCUUCCUAUGGAGACUAAAAUUGAGGAACCUUUUUUGAAGAUAAGUAUGAAGGAUUGGAAAGAUCACGGCGACGGUUUAUUAGAGGUAUGUUUCAAGAAGGGGGAGGAUGUAAUUGCAUUAUGCACUUGUCGCAGGUUUGAACAAUAUGGAUUGUUGUGCAAACAUAUAUAUUUCGUGUUCAAGAUGUUCAAAGUGAAGGAAAUUCCCAACAAGUAUGUAAUGAGAAGAUGGACUAAAGAUGUGGUACCGAAUGAUCUUAAUAAUACAUUUGAUAUUACUGUUGACGAUGAUGAUGCGCAUAAAAAGGCCAAAGAGGUUGCGUAUGAGAUUAUGCAGAUUGGAGAGUAUAUUAUUGGUAACCUGAUCAAAGAUUUCGAUCAUCUACUUAUAGUCAGGGAUCGGAUGAGAGAGAUGAAAGAAAUGGUCGAUGAACUUCGCAUAACCAAGCCCAUCGACCCUAAGUUCGAUAGAUAUUCAAGGUUAAUUGGUUACGAGAAACCAAACACUGACGAUCCACCUACAGUCCGUGUGCCAACUGGUAUUAGAAACAAAGGACGCGGUUCACAUAAGCGUAUUAAAUCAAAAAAAGAGAAAAUUAUUAGUCUUAAAGGCAAGAGAGGUCGGACAUGCAGUCAUUGCAAUAUCAAAGGUCAUGACAUUCGAACCUGCAAGCUGUUAAAGGGUGAAGCUACUGCUGCUGAUAAGGAUGCUAAUAAGGAGGGGAGGAAAAGAAGAGCAAUUCAGUUAGAGAAGGAUCCUAAUUUAGUUGAUGAAGAGGACGAGGAGGUUGAAAUUGGUGACGAAGAGGAGUAUGAGGAGUCCGACGAAGCAGAAGAUAGUGAUUUUGAAUGCGAAGACGAGUAA
Helianthus annuus (common sunflower) is the source of this 1635-nucleotide messenger RNA. RefSeq lists its product as uncharacterized. Lineage: Eukaryota; Viridiplantae; Streptophyta; Magnoliopsida; Asterales; Asteraceae. Gene Ontology annotation, molecular function: zinc ion binding. The record is from RefSeq and is a predicted model, not a curated record. Gene Ontology annotation, biological process: regulation of DNA-templated transcription. Bases 1 to 1635 code for a protein of 544 amino acids. The transcript is spliced from 4 exons.